CCCCGCCAGGUUUUCUUCGGACUGCUGUGCCUUUUACGACGAUGCAAACAGCAGACAUUCACCCGGGACAGCCCUUUCCAGCACAGCUACACACUGAUUUGGGGACAAGACUGGUGGUGGCGAAAAACCGAACCUUUCACCAUGAAUCCCCUGCAAGCUGCUUUCGUGGCUUUGCCAAGGGGCAGAUUGAGCCGCUUUCCCCAGGGCCUGCGAGGAAGACACACCGGCCGGCUGCCUGUGAAAAAUGCCAAGGUCACCGCCGUGCCCGGGGGAGAGGCCGAUAAAAGGGGGUUCUCACAGUCCUGGCACUCACAUCCCUGGGCCGGCCCCCACGGCUUCGCCCGCCUUCCCAGCCAGCCCGCCAGCCCAGUUGCAAGACGCACCCCUGGUCGCCUCGGCCUGGCUCCCUUCGGCCCUGCCAUGCUGCUCCUGCCGCUUCUGCUGAGCGGGCUUCUGGCCCGGGUCCCGCCGUGGGGUGGCUGUGCCCCACCGGAGGCCGACCCGGGCGACCAGCUGCCCCCCGACUCCUCGGUGAUCACCCUCAACGACAGCUGCCGGGAACAGGUCCUGUGGCAAGCGGGGUCCAGGAUGCUCCAGGUGCUCCGUCUGGACCGACCCCCCCAGAUUGAGCCGGAGGGGGCCGCCCAGGUGCGAGAGGCCUGGACCAAAGCAGCCGUGGCGUUCCCAGCCCUGUCCAGCAGAGGGCAGCAUCUCAACAUCUCCGCCAAUCAGACACUGCUGAUCCAACGAGGGAGCUGCAUCCAGAUCUCGCACCGCGUCACUCUGGAAGAUCUCGGCUGGCAGAACUGGGUGCUGCACCCCAACUCCUUCGUCUUCACCGACUGCCUGGGGCGCCACUGCCACAAAGCCGGGGAGGGCUCCCCGCCACCUCUGUGGAUGCAAGAGUGUGGACUCGGGCAGUCCAGCCAGCAACCAGAUGCGGACUCAAAGCAGGGAUGCUGCUGUCAGACCCCCCGGGCUCACCUCUCCAUCGCCUUCCUCAAAGAGGACGGCUCCUUGGUGCUAAAGGCGGUGCAGAUGGGCCGCAGCUGCCAGUGCUCGCUCUGAGGCCUGUGCUGGCCCUGACCAGCAGCGGAAGAGCCCCCACCGUGAAAAGAAUCUGCCAGAGGGGGCCUCCAGCCACCACAAGCUUCCUCCACAAGAGAUGCCCCCCCCCCCGGGCCCUCACUGGUGUUGGCUGAUGCCGAAAGCAGCAGGGUGGAAGAACUUCCCCCAGGGGUUGUGAACCGAGGGGGAGCGCCCGUUCUUCUCCAGCCCGCUGGCUGCCAAACCGCCCCUGAAUGAUCCCCACGAAGGCACGUCUACACUGCACAUCUAAAUCAGUUUGAAACGGAGCGGUCCUGGUUUUGAAAAGAAAAAUAUAUUAUUAUUAUUCCUUCCAAAAAUGGCUCAGGGCGGUGUACGCAGAGAAAUAACAAAUAAAUAAGAUGGCUCCCUCUCCCCAAAGGGCUCACAAUCUAAAAAGAAACAUAAGACAGACACCAGCAACAGCCACUGGAGGGAUGUUGUGCUGGGGGCGGAGAGGGCCAGUGACUCUCCCCCUGCUAAAGAAAAGAGAAUCACCACAUUAAAAGGUGCCUCUUUGCCAAGUUAAAAAAUGCUGGAAAGUGUCGUCUUGAAAGGGAGACAGGCAUUCUGGGUUGAAAACCUCAAGCCCCAGAGUGGGCAAAUCGGCCCCCUGGCUGUUGCUGAGCGACAACUCUCACCAGCCCCAGCCGCAAUGGUGUCCGGGGAUGAUGGAAGUUGUAGUCCAACAGGAGCUGGUGGGCAAAGCUUACCUACCCCUGGAAGCCACUUGAACUAUGAGCGAGAAACGUUGCUUACUCACCAUGGUCUGUGUUGACCCUGCUGCAAUUAACAGGCACAGAGCAGGCAGCUUUUAUCCCCUUGGUCAGUUGGCAACACUAUAUAUGAAUCAUGGUUUUUUUUACCGAAGCCCCCAGUGACAGUCAAACAUAUAUGAAACUAGUUUAAAUCUGCAGUGGAGACGUAGCCAAGAUGUGAGGUUCCUCCGUUUCCUCUCUUUCUGGUGGCCU
Hemicordylus capensis (graceful crag lizard) is the source of this 2057-nucleotide messenger RNA. RefSeq lists its product as uncharacterized. The transcript is spliced from 6 exons. Lineage: Eukaryota; Metazoa; Chordata; Lepidosauria; Squamata; Cordylidae. Gene Ontology annotation, molecular function: growth factor activity. The record is from RefSeq and is a predicted model, not a curated record. The coding region runs from base 142 to 1068 and encodes 308 amino acids.